Messenger RNA from Ilyonectria robusta, 1832 nucleotides. Its product is annotated as FAD dependent oxidoreductase. The transcript is spliced from 4 exons. Gene Ontology annotation, molecular function: oxidoreductase activity. NCBI's taxonomy places the organism in Eukaryota, Fungi, Ascomycota, Sordariomycetes, Hypocreales, Nectriaceae. The record is from RefSeq and is a predicted model, not a curated record. Gene Ontology annotation, cellular component: cytoplasm. Bases 200 to 1570 code for a protein of 456 amino acids.
CUUCACCCAUGCGUUUCUAGCACAGGAGAGUUCAAGGUUGAUACCCUUGCGCACCGCGCGAAACCCGGAUAUAAGACGUCAGCAUUGAGAAGCAGAACUUGGUGCCUGCUAUUGCUCCGCCAUUUCUCUCUUUGAAAGGGAUACCUCCCCGUUCUCGGACUGCCAAUUGCUGAGAUUAAAUCCCAGUCAUUCACGAACUAUGUCCCCCAGCACUUUCCCUCCCCCGAAUGGGAUGAAGUCCUUCUGGCGGGCAAAUCCGGGGACAUUGGACAACCAUCGGUCAACAGCACAACUGCCGGAGGAAUGUGAUAUUGUGGUGGUGGGAGCUGGAUACUCAGCGGCUGCGCUUGUUACGCAUAUUAUCGCGCAAGCAAAAGGAAAUUUGCCGUCGAUUCUCGUCUUGGAAGCGAGGCAGCUGUGUUCUGGUGCCACAGGGCGAAAUGGCGGACAUCUAAAACCAGACUCGUAUUAUUCCAUCUCGAGAUUGGCAACCGAGUACGGGAUUGAUGCGGCUGCAGAGGUAGCUAAUUUUGAGUCGGCCAACGUCGACGCAGUGACCGAGUUCAUUAGAGAGAACAAAGUGGACUGUGACUUCAUCCUCACGCGGGCCACCGAUGUCCAGUUCUCUGUUGAGCAUCAAGAGAAAGUGAGGGCUGGUUACGAAAGACUGCUGGCUGCUGGUGUCAAGGCGACGAACGGAGCGUAUUGUGCAGAGGACAGAUAUGCCGAGAAGCUCUCUGGCGUCAAAGGAGCAAAAGGCUGCUUCAGCUAUACUGCAGGCCACCUUUGGCCAUAUAAGCUCAUACACCACAUGUUCUCAAAAGCGAUUGAACAAGGCGUUAACCUCCAGACGAACACACCUGUUCAAAGUGUGUCAUCGGGUCCCGAUGCAACAGGCCGAUGGAUCCUCAAAACUAGCCGAGGGGUAGUAAAGGCCAAGCAAGUCGUGAUGGCAACCAACGCAUACACAUCAGCCCUCCUACCCGAGUAUACCAACAAGAUUAUACCUUACCGAGCCGUGUGCAGUCACAUUGUCACUCCGGGCAAAGCGCCCCUGUUGACAAAUUCCUAUGCACUGAGAUUCGCUGAGUGGGACUUUGACUACUUGAUUCCUCGCCCAGACGGGAGCAUUAUUGUGGGCGGUGCUCGCAGGGCUUACAUUGGACAUCAGGAAGAUUGGUAUGGGAAUGUUGACGACACCAAGUUAAUCGAGCGUGCUCGACACUACUUUGAUGGCUACAUGCAGAGACAUUUCAGCGGGUGGGAGAAUAGCGGCGCCUAUGUUGAUGACAUUUGGACAGGAAUCAUGGGCUACUCGUCCGACCGUCUGCCCCGCGUCGGCCCAAUUCCGAGCCGCCCAGGCAUGUUCAUCAUGGGUGGCUUUACAGGCCAUGGCAUGCCCCAAGUCUUCCUUUGCGCCCAAGGAGUGACCGAUAUGGUUCUAGAGGGUAAGCAGUAUAGCGAAACUGGCUUACCGCGUCUAUUCGAAGAGUCAUCAAAGCGACUUCAAGACCCAAGGAACCGAGUGAUGGAGUUUUAUGAGUCUCUGCCGUUGAGCGCAAAGCUGUGACGUAUUGGGAUGUCACAACCUCUUAAAGGAGGGCGAAACGGAAACAAUUAUAAUGCCACCAGACGAAAUUACGCAGACGCGAGUCUAAGUCACGAGUUGGUGAAUCCGAUGGGGGGUAUACGAGUUGAACAGACCACAUUCAUGCUUCGUUUGGCGAUUGUGUCGGAGAUGUAAUUGGAGACAUAGAGUAAAGAGAACAAGUGCUUGAGUUGAAAAUCCAACAUAAAGCAAGACCAUAAACUGAAAUAGGUCACCAUCACUG